UCUUAACAUACGCAAGUGCUUAAAUAAUUUACUAUAAUGACGCAUAAUCCAAAUGUAAAUCAACUGGGAGUGCCUAAUGAGAAAAUCAUGAGUCUAACGCUAGAUGAGUAUUACGAGCGUUAUGUGGCGCCCAAGCUGCUGAGCCCGGAUGAGUUGCAACAGCAGCAGCAUAAGGAUACGCAGUAUAAGCGAACGCAUUACUUUGGCUCCAGCUAUUUGGACCAGUGCAAGCCAAAGCCGGGCGUAGUGCUCAAGCGUUGCAGGGCUAAGAUGUCACCUGAGGAGUCCAAGCUGUUGCAACUUAAUGUGAAGGACGAAAAUACACAAAUGACAGAGCCACAGCAAGAACAACAGUAAAUGUAAUUUGAGACGCUUUGCCAGCAAUAAAAGCUUUCCACUAAUAAGAAUUGAAGUACAGCUCUAAAGCAGCGCUUUUUUAUGCGUUGAUAAUGUGAUAACAACUUUUAAGUGAGCUACAAAGAAUCUUCAAUUUACAGUUGACGGCUUACACUUGAAGAAAUAGCGUUUGCAAUUAAAAAAAAAAGCAUAGAAAAUGUUUGAUGAACGCUUGUGGACAAAACUAUUGUAGGAUCGUUAACUAGAACUUUAUUCAUACGCAUUUAGUUUCAUUUGUUUUGAAACUUUAGAGUAAAUCACAUCAUUUUAUAUACAGCUUGCUAUAAUGAAAGAUGAUUUCGAAAAUUAAAAAGCAAAUUAAUAUGUGUGUCCCCAUCAGCCAAACACUUAUAAAUUGCA
Messenger RNA from Drosophila busckii, 756 nucleotides. Its product is annotated as maker520. Bases 37 to 357 code for a protein of 106 amino acids. The transcript has 2 exons. NCBI's taxonomy places the organism in Eukaryota, Metazoa, Arthropoda, Insecta, Diptera, Drosophilidae. The record is from RefSeq and is a predicted model, not a curated record.